Molecule: messenger RNA, 1352 nt
Organism: Alternaria rosae
Lineage: Eukaryota; Fungi; Ascomycota; Dothideomycetes; Pleosporales; Pleosporaceae
Product: chaperonin 10-like protein
Exons: 2
Coding region: 87-1181 (364 amino acids)
Biological process (GO): D-sorbitol catabolic process
Molecular function (GO): L-iditol 2-dehydrogenase (NAD+) activity; zinc ion binding
Source: RefSeq, a predicted model, not a curated record
GGACGUUCUUUUCUGCACAUAUCUGGCGAGAUAGCAUAGUUCCAUACUACAUUUCAAGCAUACACGCCGCCUUCAGCAAUCACAUCAUGCAGAACCCAUCUGUAGUCCUGUAUGGGCCGAAGAACGCGAAGAUCGAACAUAUCGCAGUGCCAGAAGUGAUUGAACCUCACGACGUGAUCGUUCGCAUCAAUUAUGUGGGAGUUUGCGGAAGCGACGUCCAUUUCUGGCACCACGGCGGCAUUGGCAAGAUGAUCAAUCCUUCCACCGGCAUCGUGAUGGGCCACGAAGCCUCAGGCACCAUCCACUCCGUCGGCCCAUCUGUCAAAAGCGUCAAACCGGGGGAUCGCGUAGCUAUAGAGCCAGGCGUACCAUGUCGUAUAUGUAAAGUGUGUAAAUCUGGGGUUUACAACAUGUGUCGCGACAUGCGUUUUGCCGCAGCACCCGGGCCGCCUGAUACGCAAGGCACGCUAUCGAAGUACUUUCGCAGCGCAGAAGAUUUUGUCUACAAAAUCCCCGAUAAAAUGGGCUUGGACGAAGCGGUGCUUGUUGAGCCCCUUGCGGUCGCCGUACAUGCAGUCAAGCUGGCAGAUGUGAAACCUGGCGAAACGGUCGUGGUGAUGGGGAGCGGGACGAUCGGGCUAUUCUGCGCGGCCGUUGCACGUCAAUUCGGUGCGCAUCGCAUCAUCAUCGUCGAUAUUCUGGAGAAGAAACUCGAAUUCGCAGCAAGCUACUUGAAGUGUGAGACCUUCCGCUCGUCGACCGACGCCAGUCCAGAAGACGACGCCGAAGCACUACUCAAGAAGUUUGAUCUCGUGGAGCACGGCAUCGAUACGACUGGCGGUCUUGUCGAUACCGUCAUCGAAGCUUCCGGUGCGACAACGAGUAUCGAUAUGGGCAUCAACCUUGUGCGCCCAGGCGGGAAGUAUGUUCAGACCGGGCUUGGGAAGCCGAAGAUCGAAUUUCCGAUCGUGGCUAUGGGCCAGAAAGAGCUCAUGGUGAGGGGAUGCUUCCGAUAUGGUGCAGGUGAUUACGAGCUUGCGGUAGGGUUCUUGGAGAAGGGAUUGAUCGAUGUGAAGCCUUUAAUCAGUUCAAUAACGCCGUUUGAGAAGGCGACCGACGCGUGGGAAAAGACGUCGAGAGGAGAGGGUAUCAAGAAUUUGAUUCAAGGGGUGCAGGAUUGAUUGCUGAUACGGCUCAAAAGAAUUGAACCCCCUUUUACUUCAUCUCCAAUAACAUGAUCUCAAGCAGAAACCUCUCCAUCUCCCGCGCAUUGUAGAGCCUGCUUCCUCCAGACAGGCUUUGCCCAUUUCCGUAGGGUUCCCCAUGUGUGGUACAUGCAUUGAUUGUAACCU